Molecule: messenger RNA, 1869 nt
Organism: Penicillium crustosum
Lineage: Eukaryota; Fungi; Ascomycota; Eurotiomycetes; Eurotiales; Aspergillaceae
Exons: 4
Coding region: 1-1869 (622 amino acids)
Source: RefSeq, a predicted model, not a curated record
AUGUCAAAAUCUGAAAAUUUCUCAGAGGCGGUCAGCCCUGUCCUUCGUUUGAGACCUGUUGCUCAAUCCGAAGAAGUAGAGCCAGAGCCUUGGAAAGGGACUGUUCAUCUUGAUGGGCCAAUGGUCCCGCACCCUUCAUUUUUGAGAGAGUAUCCAUCAGAAGAUCGUGCUCGUUCAAACUACGUAACAGGCAUCACUAAAGACGAGUACCGAGAGCAAUGGAAAAAUAAGCGGGCGGAGCUGUACCAGCAGAUUCGAGCGCUCAAAAAAACGAGAGAAAUUGGGUCCCCGGAAAUACUAGCGCUCGAAGUUACUUAUCCGCCAGUUGAUAUGACGCAAAGGGAUGGAAGAACAGAUGAUGAUCUUGAAUCAGCACUGGAAAGCUAUCUCAUACCCGGCGAAGAAACACCGCUUUCAAUGAUAGAGCGUUAUGGUGCGGAUUGGGGGCUCAACGCUCGAGGCAUCUAUUAUCGGCAUUUUUACUCACCGGCAUACGUUACGCCAUGCCAUAAUCUCUGGCUUCCUUCACUUCAUGAUACCGAUUGGAACCAUGUUAGCGAAGACGGUCGUCGUGUCAGAGCAGAAAAAUUCCUCAAGCAUAGCCUGGACAACGAAAGAUUUAAGAAAAGCGAAUAUGCUUGGGAAGCCGAUGCGUGGCAAGAUGUUUUUGGUCUGCUAAGGGAGGACCCAGCGUUGGCAGUAAUACCGGAUGCUACUUUCGGACUUGCGACCUUCAAACCUGCCGAUUACCCCGAGUACCCCGAGUCUUUGGAUGUAUGGAGCCUAGAUCGUGACCGUCUUGAAUCCCUCCUUCUGCAUCGCCACUGCGGUCUCAUUUCUGACCCACAUUGGGGAGAUGUAGACCUAGUCUUCCCUUUUGCUGUUUAUGAAGCUAAGGGAUGGAGUGGGGACCCUCGAGAAGCUCGCCGCCAAGCUUGUUCAGCAGGAGCGGUUUACCUUGAUAUGCUAGAUAACUUAGCAAGGAAGCCAGGGCCUUCUGUUGGAUCAGAAAGACCAUACCAAACUGAACAGAGUUGCAAUAAUCAAGUUUUUGCUCUCACGUCCUUUGGAGCUCAUUGGCAUGUGUUGGUGGGCUACAAGCGACUGCGUCUGGAGAAAGAGCAUGCCGGACAUGAAGGACUCAGUAAGUCUGUCUAUGUUUUUCAAAGGAUCUGGAGCGGCCGGGUUGUGACCAAGCGCAAAGCAUGGGAGCUCUUGUCGUUGGUCGACCAGAUACAUUCCUGGGGAGUGACAGAGCACCGAGAUUUUGUCAUUCAACAUCUUAAGGCCUGGCAUGAAUUUGGCAAGUUAUGCUAUGCCAAUGAUUUUCAAUGGUUGGAGCAGCAAUUGAGCAAAGAUCCGCUCAAGGAAUAUAGGGAAGAACAUGGUGAACCGAGGAUACUAGGACCAGUCGCAUCCUUGCAGCUAGCAGGUUGGGUCAAGAACUUGACUACGGAUACUCGAGAUAAGCUACGAGAUAGGGCUGUAUUUCACUUUUGGGAAGCUCGUCAACGAGAUGCUGACGCCAAUAAAGAUGAUGAGCCUAUAGAGUUGCACUGCGUACAAGGAGACUGUGGCCCAACAGAAAGCCCGGGGUUCCCUUUGACAAACAAGGAGGAAUUCUCAACGCAUUGUCGCCAGGUACAUGGAUACAGCGACAGAGACAUAGCGGGUAUUAAACACGCUUUCAAAGAACUGAAAUUUCUUGAAGAACGCCCCAAUGAGCCAAAUCUGCGGCAGAUGAAGAGAUCGACCUGUGGAGAACCUGGACCAUCUGCAAAGCGGUAUAGAAGUCAACGCUCUACAGCCCAGGGGGAGUCUGACCUUGGCAAGGGAAAAGCUACAGUUAUUGACCUAACUGAUGACUAG